Trematomus bernacchii (emerald rockcod) is the source of this 4979-nucleotide messenger RNA. RefSeq names its product tonsoku-like, DNA repair protein (gene tonsl). Gene Ontology annotation, molecular function: protein binding. Lineage: Eukaryota; Metazoa; Chordata; Actinopteri; Perciformes; Nototheniidae. The record is from RefSeq and is a predicted model, not a curated record.
UGUAAAGAAGUUACUGAAAGCUAGAGCAGAAUAUGUUUACUAAAAUGACUGCUAUGUAGCGCUAAUUGGUGAUAUAUUAAACACGAUCGGAUACGUAAAUGACGACGAGGACAUUAAUAGACAAGCACAGAAGCGUAUUGGUGAAAAUUAAGUGAUAAAGUGGUUUGUUUGGUUUAUUUAUAGUCUGGCAGACGCUAAGCUAAAGUGAAGCGCGCUGUGUUGUCAUUUACUUACAGCUGUAUGUUAGCUAAUUUAGCUGCUACCUCAGGGCUGGAUCAAGAUGAACUCUUUGCGGGAGAUAAAACAGCUGCAGAAAGCCAAAAGCAAAGUGCAAAACAGCAACAACAUUAGAGAGGAAGCAAACAUCUGCAAUCAGCUGGGAGAACUGCUGUCCAGAAAUGGUGAUUAUGAGGCUGCUAUUAGCGAGCACCAGCAGGAGUUAUCCCUCUCUGAGGUGGUCAACGAUGUGAUUGGACGAGCUGUGGCCAAUCGCAAGAUAGGAGAGUGCUACGCUGAGAUGGGAAACAUUGAGGCUGCUUUGAAACACCAGCAAUGUCACCUGGACCUGGCUCGCUCUGUCAGAGAUCAUGCUGAGGAGCAGAGGGCGCUGGCCACUAUUGGUCGAACCUACCUCUUCCGUUAUGAAUCGGACCAAUCGAGGGGCAGUUUGGAGCAGGCAGAGGAGGCUUUCAGGAAGAGCCUGUCCAUUGUGGACGACCGUCUAGAAGGGACUGUGCCACAGCGAGAGAUUAGUGAGAUGAAGGCACGUCUCUUCCUCAAUCUUGGACUGGUCUGUGAUCAUCUAGGGGAGCCCAAACGUUGCAGCGAGUUUAUCCGACGAAGUGUCUUCAUUGCAGAGAGGAGUCAGCUGCUGGAGGAUCUCUACCGUGCCAACUUCAACCUGGGCAACAUUUACUUUCGUCACGGUCAACACUCUAAUUCUGUGCGCUGCCUUGAACAGGCCAAAGAGUGCGCCAGGAAGAUCAAGGACAAGUUUAGUGAGAGCGAGUGCUUUAACUGCAUCGGCAAGGUGCAGCUGUCUCUGGGUGAUUUUGUAGCAGCUCGACGAUCUCUGAAGAAAGCUCUCCUUCUGGGUUCUCAGCAGCCACUGGACAGGCUGGCGGUGAAGAAAGCGUUCAAAUAUGCGGACCAGGGCUGUAAACUGGAGGAAGAGUUGGGGGAGGAUCAGGGCAACAAACUCAGCUCCCAUCAGGCCGUGGGGCUGGCAGAGCAGCUGGGGGACCUUUACUGCAAGGUUGGCUGCUACAGCAAAGCUCUGGAUGCAUAUCAAGCUCAGCUAAAGGGUGCUGAGGCGUUGGGAAAGCCUGCCAGGGAGCUGGCUGUGAUCCACGUGUCUCUGGCUGCGACCUGCACUGACCUGAGACAGCACAGCAGGGCGGUGGAGCACUACAGGAGGGAGCUGGCUCUACGGCAGGACAGCCCCACUGAGGAGUGUAGCACUUGGCUGAACAUCGCUGCGGCUCAGGAGGAGAGCGGCUGUGCGUCGGAGGAAACGGACAGCAGCUACAGUUCAGCCUCACGCCUCGCUGACCAGUCUGCUCAGGCCAGACUGCAGAAACGUGUGUUGAGGCUCUGGCUGGCGUCCCAGAGGCGAUGCGGCUCCUCUCAGGCUGAGGACACUGAGGCCAGGCUGCAGGAGCUCUGUGCUGCGGAGGGCUGGAGCCCAGAUGGGAGUGAUGGUGAGGAGGAUGAAGAGAAGGAGAUGGAUAACAGUGAGCCACUGGAGGACAGCGAUGUCAAUCUCUCAGAAUCAGAUGAUGAUUUGGAGGGAUAUGACAAGAUGGUGUCAGGAAGGAGAAAGGCAGGAAGGUGGAACAAGAGGAACGAAAAGGGCGAGACGUCUCUGCACAGAGCGUGUAUAGACGGUAACCUGAAGCAGGCCCAGUAUCUGAUGGAACAGGGUCACCCGGUGAACCCCAGAGACUAUUGUGGCUGGACUCCCCUUCAUGAGGCCUCCAACCACGAUCACUAUGACAUUGUAGCCUUGCUUCUGGAGCACGGCGCUAACGUGAAUGAUCCUGGCGGACGCCUAUGUGAUGGGGUGACCCCUCUCCAUGAUGCGCUCGCUUGUGGAAAUCUAAGAGUUGGAAGACUGUUGGUGGAGCGAGGGGCUUCUGUCACCCAGCGCAACUCCAAGGGCGACUCCCCCAUGGACACCCUGCGUCACUGGCAGAGGACGUACAGCAGGGAGUUGGACCAGGACACCAAGCAGGAGUGCAUGGCGACAGAGAGACUGCUGAGGAAGGCUCUUUCAGGCGGAGUGGCUGCUGCUCCGGCCCCAGCCAAGCCUUUCGAUGCCCUGCAGGACAGCCAGCUGUUUGAUGCUGAGAACUCAGAGCCGCUGUCCUCCUCUGCAGGAGGCUGUCCCUCUGGAGGGGGGGGUCCUUCCAGCCAAAGCCGGCCCAGAACAAACAGGAACUCUGAGGUGACGGCAGCACCUGCCAGCCCCAAACGGUGGCAGAGCAACGGCUCAACCCGGCGCCACAGAGCCAGAGGAACAGACGCUGCUGUUCUGUAUGGGAAUAACUUCAGCUCCUCAGACGACAGCGACUCUGAACGCGCGGUAAGUCCUCCCCGUGGCGUCCGCCCUCGACACAGUUUCCCAGCAGCCCCGAGUCAAAAGGAAGUCCCCGCAAACAAGGAAGCCAACCCGAUCCCCAUUUCGGGCAGAGAAACUCUCAGGGAGGCUCCCGCGCCGUCUGUUUUUCAGCGAGAUGAGUACCACAGUGCCAUCAGAGGCCUUGGCAGCUCCAAAACUCUCCUCCAAGGUCUGUCGCAGCCUCAGUUCUCCAGCACGCCAGCUGUUUCCUCCAGCAGCAAAUCAGCCCUGGUUCCUGAAGAGGAGUAUCUCGCUGAUGAGUGGCUGCAGGAUGAUCUGGAGGAGCUCCAGCCGAAGAAGAAGAGGAGGCUCCGGGUGGAGCAAAAUGGGGCGAGAGGAGAGGACAGCGUCUUGUCUUCAACGUCAAGAAGUCAACACAGGCUCUUUAACUCUGACUCCUACAGAGCUUCUUCAGUUCCUUCGUCCUCCAGCAGGGGUCUCUCUCUGAAAAGGAACGGCUCUCAGAAGCCUCAGCAGGUGAAGAUGACUCAGAUGCCGGGGAUGGUGCGUUUGGGCCGACGAGAGGUCAACAGGUCACACAGCCCCACAAUGACAGACGAUGAGGAUAUGAGACCUGAGACGCCACCACCACCACACAUGCACAUGCACAUGCAGCCUCUGACUCACACUUUAGCUGCCCCCAUGCCUACUUCAAUGCCUCCACCAAUCAGAAUGAGGGUCAGAGUUCAGGAAGAUGUUUUCCUCAUCCCAGUUCCACAAAGUGAGGCGGACUCGUGCACCGUGUCCUGGCUGUGUGAGCAGGCCGCUCAGCGUUACUACCAGAAGUGUGGCCUCCUGCCUCGCCUCUCGCUGCAGAAGGAAGGCGCCCUGCUCUGCCCUCAGGACCUGCUGCUGGCCGUCCUGCACACCAACGAGGAGGUUCUGGCUGAAGUUUGCUCCUGGGAUCUUCCUCCUCUCCCCGAGCGCUACAAGAAGGCCUGCAACAGCCUGGCAGUGGAGGAGAACAGGCGUGUGACCCGGCUGUGUGAGGUGCAAGAUGGGAGCUCCUCUGUGUCAGUGUGCGGCCUCAGCCUGGCCCCUCCCUCCCUCAACCCGCUGCUCCGCGCCCUCAAACUGCAGGCCAGCCUCACAGAGCUGCGCAUUUCCGGCAACCGUCUCCAUGACAACCUUCUUCCUGAGCUGAUUGCCACAACAAUCACCAUGCCUCGCCUUCGCCUGCUGGACAUUUCUGCCAACGGCAUUACAGGGGAAGGGCUGGAGAAGGCGGUGAAUGCUUUAAAGGGACAGUGUCAUCCUGCGUUUCCGUGCCUGGAGGAGCUGGACCUCAGUCUGAACCAGCUGGGGGACGGGGUGUCUGAGUCUCUGUCCUGCCUGCUGUCCUGCUGUCCUCUGUUAGCCAGGCUGUCUCUGCAGGGCUGCGGCCUCACCGCACGCUUCCUCCAGCAGCACCGCCUGCUGCUGGCCAACGCUCUGUCAGGAACGGGCCACCUGAAAUCCGUGUGUCUUUCCCACAAUGCACUGGGCUCCACUGGCUUUGAGCUGGUGUUGAAGACUCUGCCUCUCCACUCUCUCACACACUUGGACCUGUCAGCCGUCCGCAGGGGUCCGGCAGAUUGUCCGGCAGAUUCCCCGGCGCUGGAACCCCUCGCUAAAAUCCUGUCGCAGGAGGAGUGUUCCCUGACCCACCUGAGUCUGGCAGCAAACGGGUUGACAGACAGCAGUGUAGCCACUUUGGCCAGAUGCCUGCCUUCAUGUCCAACUCUGGUGAACCUGAACUUAUCAGGAAAUCCAUCUGUUACUUCAGCAGGACUGAACAACAUCCUCAUCUCUCUCAGAGAGGCCUGCCGACCUUUGAACCUUCUAAACCUUCAAGGCUGUGAGGUGUGUGGCCCCUGGGACACUGCCGGUCUGGACGGUUUGUCAGAGCUGGUCCAGGAUCUGCGUCUUUGCUCUCAGGGACUCAACAAGCUGGACCGGCAGGCCCUAAAGCAGAGCUGGGACAGCAGCCGCUCCCCGGGGCGCUUCAUCGACCGGAACAGUAGGUGUCUGCUCUCCGCUCCAGCCUCGUCCUGAAGGGGGAAACUGAAAUGUGCUUCAGAGGAAAUGGCACAUCUUCAUCUCUGACACUGAGUCAUGGGAACUCAUAAACACAAAACAGUUAUACUGAGGGUGCUAUAUGAAGAUUUCCUUCAGUUAGCGGGGAUGCAAUGAACAAGAACAGUGACAUCCAAGGAUAUUUUGUGUUAUUGUCUUAUGUUUCAUGUCUUUUGUACGCCUUAUUUAUGUGUAUCUGUAAAAGUCUUCAAUUUGUUAUGUAAGCACUGUGUUUGUGUCAUGACGCAUCAACUGGAUGAUUGAAUGAUUUUGAUAUAAAAACAAUUAAAGUGACUCUUUUUGC